Messenger RNA from Owenia fusiformis, 1778 nucleotides. The record is from the annotation of a GenBank genome assembly. NCBI's taxonomy places the organism in Eukaryota, Metazoa, Annelida, Polychaeta, Sabellida, Oweniidae.
CGGCGCGUCACUUAUGUCAACAUGGCAAAGUAUUUUAUUUUCCAAGUGUUUCUAUUUUCUAUCAAAAUGGUCAGUUCUUCGACAACAAAUAAUGAAAAUACGAUGUUCAAUGGUAAAACCAAGAUGGACAUAGAUCACAUCUCAAACCAGGAUGCGAGACAGAGACAACACCUAAACCUACCAUUUGAAAGCUUUAUAAAAAGAUUUCAUGUCAAGAAAAAAAAGUUAGGAGAUAAACUUCUCGAUAUAGGUCAUCAAGGGUAUGAACUGAAUUACCUAUUGAAAAAAUACGAAACAAAUAUGUUGAUUAAAAACACAUUAACCAUUCCAACUGAUGUUCACAGAAAUGGUGCUAGGACUACAAAUUUACAUCAAAAAGACAUGACCAACCACGGAAGAUACUACAAUACAGUUAGAAAACAGAGAAAUCCUAUAUUACAUGCAAUAGCAAAAAUUCCACGUAGACGAUUGAAGCGGAAAAGCAAUAACAACAAUAAAAAGUUGACAGAUACAUUACUUAAAACUCCAAGCGUAGAAUCUCAAAAUGGUUCAACUCCACAGUUAUCAAUACAAGUGCCAUCUCCACAGUUUAAUAAUUCUGAGAACUUAGUGAAAGUGGGUAAGAUAAAAAAAGAAGGGGAAUCCUCUCCGAAAAUCCCCAACAAUAAAACAUCUGCUGAUACAGAUGUGAACGCAGCUGCUGUUACAGUUCAACCACCUCUUAUGCAACCUACUCCAUCUACUAUAACACCUGCGCAGACUCAAACUACUUUACACAUAGAGACAGAAACCUUACUUAAGGAACCAAAACAACAAAAGGGAUUAAAGAAGCAAAACCUUAAACUUCCACUAAAAGAGACUACAACACAGGCAAUAACAAAUCAAAGGCCGCCCUUAUUAAACAAAGGAUCUCUAAUUAAUGAAGCCAUAUCAGAUAAAGAACCAAUGAAUAAGGAGCCUGAACAGAAAAACCCAAUUGACUCAGCAACUAAAAAGCCAGUACUUUUAAUGUAUAAAACUUCCACACAAUUGUUGCCAUCUUUAGAUAUACCACCAAGUUCAACAGUUAAAUCUACAAUAUCUACAGCUGUUACUGGCGUUAAAGAAGAAGCCACAUUCCACAAUAAAGGUCAGGGAGACCAAUCAAUAAAGAAACCCAAUAAUAUAUCGGAUAAAAUUAUCCCUGCUCAAUAUAUACAGCCUGUGACUGUAAGUAAUGAUCUGAAAAAAGAAACUACAUUAGAUGCUGGGCAGAAAAUUCCUGUCAAAACAACAACUCCAUCCGUUGAUGGAAAGAAGAACUAUAAUCCUACUGCUGCAGAUUUGGAAAUGAAGGCUCAUAAAGUUGGUGGCCAUCUUAUAAGCUCUGGUAUCCAUAACAACAGGAGUAGCAAAGCAUUAGACGUGCCGGGUGAUUUAAUAAAGGGAUCCAAAGACAGCGUCUGGGCCCUGGGUAUGCUUGUUCUUGUAUUAGGGGUGCUUACAACUGCAGUAUAUUGGUCAAAGAUGUGGAAACGUAAGAAUAUUGGAUGGUUUUAUGAGCCAGUAAAACAAGAAGAGGAUCUAGUGGACAUAAGAGAUAUUUUAAAGAGUAAAGAGCCAUACCUUCCAAAGAGGAAGAAUCGAAAAGUCAGAAAGAAGAAGAAUCAAUACGUUCCAUUGAAACUAUUACAUUCCAUCAAUGACGAUGAUUCCGAAGAGGAAGAACUCUUCAUACAAGAAGUGUGAUAUUCGCAAUAUUAUCGGUAUGAUAAAGUGUCUACUGACCUCAAGAAUGA